AUGACCGACUACGCGAAGCUCAAGAAUGCGGAGCUCGAAUCCCUGCUGAAGACGAGAGGUCUUCCUCAUGCCGGCAAGAAGGCUGAUAUGGUCGCGCGCCUUCAGCAAGACGAUGCGGAACCCGCUGCCGCGACGAAGCCGGAGGGUGACGAGGAUCAGAUCGAUUGGGAUGACGACGCGCCAGACACAACAACUGCUGCCGCACCUGUCGAAACAGCGCCCGUCGGCGAGACUACCACGAUCGAACCAACAUCAACGAAUACUGCGACCUCUGCGAAUGGCGCUGAUGUGACUGAGGAACCGAAGGAGGCGGACAAGCUCGAGGUCGAUUUCACUGCUGGUCUCGCAACCACAGCUAUCGAUGUUGAGCUUGCGAAGCGCGCGGAACGUGCCAAGCGAUUCGGUAUCGAUACCUCCACCGAUCCCGUGGCUCAGGAAGCAAUUAAGAAGUUGGAGCGAGCCAAGAAGUUCGGCGUCUCGACUGCUGAUGAGGCAAGUGGACAAACCACAUCAAUGCUGGACUCGGCAUUGCCGGAGCGCAAGCGCCGAAGGGAGGCGAAUGACGUGGGCAAUUCCGAUGGGAAGAGGCGAGGCGGCAAUGGCAGAGGAAGGGGUCGGUCCCGACGACAAGGCGGCGAAGACAGACGUGGCGGCGAAGGCAGACGUGGUGGAGAAAGUUCGGAACGGUCAGGAGGAGGCAGCUGGAUGAACGAGGACGAGCGGAGGAAGGCCGAGGCGCGGAAACAACGCUUCGCAUCGAACACAUAA
This is a messenger RNA of Eremomyces bilateralis CBS 781.70, 768 nucleotides long. RefSeq lists its product as uncharacterized. NCBI's taxonomy places the organism in Eukaryota, Fungi, Ascomycota, Dothideomycetes, Eremomycetales, Eremomycetaceae. Gene Ontology annotation, cellular component: nucleus. Bases 1 to 768 code for a protein of 255 amino acids. The record is from RefSeq and is a predicted model, not a curated record. The transcript is spliced from 2 exons. Gene Ontology annotation, biological process: poly(A)+ mRNA export from nucleus.